GUAUUCCCUUGGCUCCGCGCCUGCGCAGAGCAUGCCUCACUGCCCCCUUGCCCCUUCCUUCUCCGUCCGCGGGCUCAACGCAGGCGCAGUGUGUGCCUAUCGACCGUUUUCUGUUCCCCCUUCGCCCCCUCCCCCUGUGGGUCCCCCCUCCCGCGGAUUUGUGAGGAGUCGGUGGGGUCUCGUUUGUCGCCGCCAUGGGGCCCUGCUCCCAAACACCCAACCUACUCCAAAGUAUGAGCUGGCCAUAGUGUGUCUGCGUGCGCACGCAUGCAUGCACACAUGCUUGGACUGUACAGAUGAUGAACAUACAAGAGAAAGUCAAGUAAAGCCAAGGAGAAGAAACAGAAGCGACUGGAGGAACGGGCUGCCAUGGAUGCUGUUUGUGCUAAGGUAGAAGCAGCCAAUAAACUUGGAGACCCCUUAGAAGCCUUCCCAGUGUUCAAGAAAUACGACAGAAAUGGUUUAAACGUCUCCAUCGAGUGUAAGCGAGUGUCGGGCAUGAACCAGGCUACAGUCGACUGGGCUUUCGAACUAACCAAAACAAAUAUGCAAACUCUGUACGAGCAGAGCGAGUGGGGCUGGAAAGACCGGGAGAAGCGGGAGGAGAUGACAGAUGACAGAGCUUGGUACCUGAUCGCUUGGGAAGAUAGCUCUAUCCCUGUGGCAUUCUCGCACUUCCGGUUUGACGUGGAGUGCGGGGACGAAGUCCUGUACUGCUAUGAAGUGCAGUUGGAAAGCAAAGUCAGAAGGAAAGGUCUUGGCAAGUUCCUCAUACAGAUUCUGCAGCUCAUGGCAAACAGCACACAGAUGAAGAAAGUCAUGCUAACAGUAUUUAAACACAAUCAUGGGGCCUAUCAGUUCUUCAGAGAAGCAUUACAGUUUGAAAUUGAUGACACCUCGCCCAGCAUGUCUGGCUGCUGCGGGGAUGACUGCUCCUAUGAGAUCCUCAGCCGAAGAACUAAAUUUGGUGAGAGCCAGCACUCUCAUUCGGGCAGCCACUGUGGAGGCUGCUGCCACUGAGUCUGAACCGCCUCUUUGUGUAGUCCUCCUCACAGAAGCACCCCUUCAUCUUCCUUCCCUGCCAUCCCCAUCCUCACAUACUCCUUAAGAUAGGUCACUGCCUGCCUCUUAAGUCAAGAGACUUAGACCACGUUCUGGAGUGCGUAUGAAAUUGCUCUCCUCUGUGCAGGAGGCACUAGAAGUCAAAGUCCUGUCCAGCUCUUGGACCUAGUGCCCUGACCUCAAACGGGAAGCACCAAAGGUGUGAGUCUGAGGACACUAAGUGAAAGCAACUUCAAAGCAUAGGUUAAGGAAGCGGCGAUAGCACAGGGCAUGCAAUGAGGACAGUGAGCCAGUAGCCUCUCUCUCCCCUGACACCCCUCCCACCGACCUGCGUGAUGUAAGAGGUUUGGAGCAAGAGCGAUGACACAGCUUUAUUACCCACAUCUCACUCCCUGCGAACACCAUCUAGGGAUUAGCAUUGUUCUUUCCCAAGGUGCUCUAUGGAGCUUUAGAACCUGUUACAAUGCAAAUACAAGAUUCUGAGCCAAAUAAUACAGGCACAUCUUGGAACCUUUGAGAAUUUCUUUAUGCUUCACCCAGCCCUCGUGGGUCCAAAGUUCAAGGUUCCAUGUAUCACCUGUAACACCUUUAUAGUCAUGGCUUCUGCAGAGGAAAUGCAGAGGGCUAUGCUCAAGUUUUGAUGGGAAAUUCCCAGCUGUUCCUGGCUUUAAAAUAUAAAUUACAACCUGUAACUUUGGGGAUCUUAAAGCUGAAUGAAAAAAAACAUCCCUAACAACUUUGUGAGCAAAACUCCUUUCACUUUCUUAGCUAGGGCAAGGAGAGGCUAUUUAGUGUUUUUGCUUCCCUGCAGUUGGUACCAAGUACUAAAAAGACAUAGAAGUGGAUUGUAAGAUCAGCAUAUUGGGAACAUUUCUGCUGAAAUGCAUGUGGCCUGGCAGUUACAUGUGGCAGUCAGGGAUUGAGUGCAGACAUGCAGUGGUUCUCAGUCUGAGGUUGGCACUAGCUAUAGUGUGAUUUCCACUGAAGCAGAGCAGACCUGGGAGCUCUAUAAGGCUGAGGGGAGCUAGCAACUGUAAUGGGCUUACUUGAUUGUAUUGACUGUGUGUGAUCAAUAAUAGUCAGAUCUCAUGUGAUGGCUCUAAUCUCUCUGCAGUAGCUCCCAUACACCUGACUGUAAGAGCAUGGGACUAAACUGAGAGCUUCCAUGUUCUACUGCAGACACCCAGCUCAAGUCACUGCCCCUCUCUGUGCCUCGGUUUCCCCAUAUGUAACACCGGGAUUCUGCUGACCCAGCUAAUGUCUGUAAACGCAUGAGAUCCUCGGGUGGCAGUCACUAGGGAAGCACAGAGUCUUUCUUGCCGAGUAUAGUCCAUGGAGGUGAGGGUGGAGAGGGGAAGACACCACACCAGUGCUGGUUGGAACAAGUCACAUAACUUAGUGCUCUACUGGAAACAUGUUAAGAACCAGGUUAGCAUAAAGGAUCCGUAAUGUAGGGCUAACCAUGUCUGCUGGCCUCAUGAAAGGGAGGUUGUAGAAAGCAGCCAGUGGUAGGAACAUUCUGGAUCUUGUGAUUUUUUAAUUUUUAUUUUUAUUUUAUUUUUAAGGCCUCUCUGUAACUUUUUCUUCUCAAGGAUAGGAAACUGUCAUGGAGUCUGUGACUCCUUUUUAUUCUUAAGCUGCUCACAGAAGUCCCCCCCAUCCCAUGGGGAAAACAAUCCUUCACCUCCCAUGCCCUCAGAACAGGCCAGUGACUCAUUGCUUGGGUUCCAGCCUCUCUUUACCGAAUCCAAACUGUCAGUAGGAACUGUGACAAGUUCCUCAUUGCAGUAGAUGCCUUUUUUGCUCUUCCUCAGAGCAUGGCAUUCCAUCCUGAGCCAGGGAGCAGGAGGGCAUGCUCCCCCUUCUCCCUCAGUGAGGUGUGUUGGCAUCCAAGCCCUCUCUGGGGAUCCUGGUGGGGCCCAACUGGAGUCAUUGGGACUCUUUAAAUCUCCUUUGUCUCAGAGCAGCUGUUGUGGUAAGGACCUCUGUCUCCAUCUUAUCAGGUGCCCCUGUUGUGGGUGGAACCUUUAUCUGCAUUUCACCCACUGGGGGGGUUCAGACCUUUACCUGUUCAAACCUCUGCCUCGGGGAGUAGGACCUCUGUCUGUGUCAUACCAGGUGUUGCAUCUAUGGGGGAGUAAUGACCUCUACCUGCAUUGCACCUGCUGGGUGUGAGGGGGUGGGGUAAGACAUCAGUCUAUCUUGCACUGUUACACCUGCUAGGGGAUAGGACCUCUGUCCAUGUUGCACCAUGCACACCCAUUUGUGGAGACCUUCCACAGCCAGAUCUGAUGCAUUCAUUGUUAAGUGUUGCCAUUCUUUAUGCCCAUCCCGUCUCCCAGUUAGUCCAAUAUGGGCUCCUCUGCUUCUGCUCCCUGCAGGAUGGAGCCUUCCCUUCAUCUGUCAUUUUUAGCUCCAUUAUUCCCAGCCUCCCAUGCCCUGUGGCAGCCCCAGCACUUCACUGCCAGCCCAGAGUCUGGAUGUAGAAGCGUUUUGCUUUAUCUGCCAUAGAGAGACACUAUCUGAACUCUACUGCAAUUUAGCCUCUUUCUGGGGUGGGAGAGGUCUCUGUUGGAGUUGUGAAACACAUCUAGUUGAGCUAGCUACGUUCUAGCUCUGAGAACCACCAUUCACUGGGCUUGCUGCGCGGAAAUGUAAUAUGGGCUUGAUUUUUUCAGGGAGUCAAAAACGCCAUUUGCAAUGGGAAUUGGACUCAUAAUUCUGAUAGGCAUCUGUGAAAUCCCAGCCAUAGCUCUUCUACAAAGACAUGUUAUUUAGGGACAGGGAAUAACCUGUUUGUUUUUACAGGGCUGGCUUUUUACUUGAGAUCUGCUUCUCUCUUCCUAACCGUUUGCCUCCUUCCAACCCUGCCAACUUGCACUUUGAGAGAAAGAUGCUUUAAACUUUGGCCCACGCAACCCUGCAAUUUCAGGUCUUUGAGGACAAAGAUGCUAAUUUUGAAGGGUGAUUGGGACAGCAAUAGGAUAAAUCAUGCUGCUGUUUAGCUGCUGCUCUUCACUCUUCUGAUUUGCUGGGCAUGGAGGCCAGGAUUUGUGAAGGGACUAGUGAUUUUGGCUGCACCCAUAUUUAUAUUCCUAACUUGACAUCUUAAAAGAGGCCUGGUUUUCAGAAGGCACUGAUGUCUCUGAGGCAUCUCUAGAUGGGUAGAACCAAAAAUAAACUAGUCACUGUAGAAAAUGUUACCAACUAGUGCAUGCUUUCCUCCCUUAGCUGUGGCUAAGGACUAGCCGAAAAGGGGCUAGCUGCUGACUUGCAGAGAAGAUUUUUACUGCUGCAUGGAGAAUUCAGGGUUUAAAGCUGAACUCUUAACACCUUUCAAACAUAAAUGCAGAGCCAUUAACCUACAGCCUGCAAUGAAGGGGAUCCACAAUGACUUGCAACUUUCCACACAUUCAUGAGGGAUUUUUGGGACCUCUCUUCCGGGUCAGCAAUGUCAUUUGCUGGCAUUGCUUAAUAUGCACUGGGUCAUUAAGCUGAUGAGAGAUUCUUAAUGGCCACUAUGUCUCCUGCUUCGCUCGAGGUCAGAGGCAUGUGACCCUGCAUUCAGCCUCAGCAGUGCUAUCAUUUUGGAUUGGAUCAUCCUGUCUUGACCAGUCUGGCUGAUGCUUAUGGCUGGAGUGCCUAAUGUUCCCUCAACCUCCAAGAGUGUUCCCCUCUUGUGUCUGAUUUCUCCUGGCAUGUGGACAAACAACAGAUGGUGCUGCAUCUCCUCCGAGUGCCUCCCUUGUACAUGAAAGCCUCAGACCCCUACUGCUGCUGCUGCAUCCUCCAGCUCUUUAUACCAGGGAUGGGCUUACAUCCUCUUCUAAGUAGCCAGCUGUGCUUGCCACCCCCUGCUUAAAUGCUGCCCCUAUGCUCUUGUGUUUCUGAGGACAGAGGCAGGGCCGCUUGCAACCAAGGAGCAUCCGUUCCUGCAUCAAAAUCAUCAUGAUCCCUUGAAUGAGGAGGGCACUGUAAACAGCACGUCAGCUUUUGUUUGUGCUCCACUCACGUCUAUUUGCCAGCCAGGCUAAACUCCCAGCCAGAAUGGCAUUCCCCUUUAACCAGGUGAGAAUCCCUUCCUCUUCUUUCUAACAAGUUGCAUCAGCAGCCAACAUUAGCCCUCUUCCUCCCACCCUUCAGCAUAUCCUUGGCACCACAUGUGCAAUGAGCAGAGGAUUACUUUGGUUGUAGCUACAUAGCAGACUGUAUUUGCAUGGCACAUGGAUGUGGAGCAUCUAGUGCUAUUCCCCUGCUGUUGUGGCUGAGAAAAUGACAGUUAUUCACCAAUUCCCCAAAAUGACUAUUCCCUGCUCCAUUUAUUAGCUAAGUCCUAGGAUGGUUUUAACCCCUUGGUGCCCAGUAUUUGUCUUUCAGCAGACACGUGCAUCAUUCUGCUGACAUUGGAUUGCUUUAAUUAGUAUCAAAGAACGUGAAAGCAUUUUGAGGGAGUCAAACUGCAUUAAAUUUAAGGGAAAUUUAAGCAGGUCAGGUUUAAGCAGUCUUGGCCUGUAGUUUUGGCAUCUGUGUCCCAACCAGAUCUGUUUUAAGAAACUUAGUGCUGUGUAUGCUAGAUGCUUGACCCCCUAAACACCCUGUGUUGACUUCUUAACUCUGAGGGCUGUAUCUUAAAGCCACAUACCAAGUUUGGGGAAAAGCAGCGUGUUUAAGGUGGGUGGUUGUGUUGUUUAAUUUCCCCCAUUCUCCACAUAUGAAAUCCUCCUUCAGUCUGUCCCUGUGAUCCCCAGGUAGUGGCUUUUCCUCCUCAGACUGGAUUCUGAAACUUACCUCUCAGUCUCACUAACCCAGCUGAGCCAAAGCACCUGUUUAAACAGGAACUCAAGCCAACAGGUCUGAAGCCCCUGCUUAACACCAAGCAUAUGCUCAGGUGCUUUGCUGGAUAGGGAAUCUUUGCUGAAUCUGGGUAGCUCCCUGCCAAGCAGUAAAUUCCAACCCAUACAAGGAUUCUGGUUUUUUUUUUAAUGACUCCCUUGCCACUUUUUUUCCUGGACCUGGUCUCCCUUUAUGUCAGUCAGUCCAAUAUCUGCUCUGUGGCAUGUGAUAGUGGGUGAAUUGUAUAGCUAGCUGCAGUUAGGCCUGCUUAAAAAAGUAAAAUAGUCAUAUCUCCUCUGGGCACUCUCCUUGCUUUCCUCGCUGUCUUCUGCCUGUCCCCAAAGCAGAUUGGUGAAUGGGACUUUGUCCAUCUCUUUACCAGCUCAUUCUCUUCAUUGUGAACAUACAGACAGAUCUUCUUGGAAGGGGUGGAAGGUUCUAAAACAUACCCAGUUUGUUGUUGUUGUUUUUUAAGGAAAAUUCCUCCCUCAUACCCUUUUUACAUUAGGGACUCUCUUACCCCCUCUUUUCCUCCCCACCCCAGAUUAUUAUAACUGUGGCUAAACAAAAAGGGCUUUCCCUUCUCCCCUUUAAUGAAUAUAUUCUUUGACUUAGCAAGUUGAUCUAUACUUUUGUUUGUCUUCUUGGUACCUUUUGAGGUAGGAUUUCCUCCCCCAAUAAAUGCCAAGUCUAGUUUGACAGACAUAGCUGACCUGUUUGUACUGUAUCGUUUUUACUGAGGUCGGGGCAUGUUAUGUUUUUUUCCUAAGCCUUGUCUCUCUUUUUUCACUUUUUAAGUUGAUCAUGUGUUGGGACUUCUGCGUGCGUGUGCAUGUGUAAGGUCAUUUUAUUUGGGUUUUUUCCCCUUUCCGUUUCUAAAAGAAAAUUUAAAAUAAAACUUCACUUCUGAUGUUGUUGGUUUUUUUAACUAGUAACUAUUCUCACUGGAAUCAAAGGGAAAAAGCUGAUCUUUUUGCAUUGGUUUUAUUUGUAUGUUACAAAUAAAAACAGUUUGUUCAA
Messenger RNA from Gopherus evgoodei (Goodes thornscrub tortoise), 6915 nucleotides. RefSeq names its product N(alpha)-acetyltransferase 40, NatD catalytic subunit (gene NAA40). Gene Ontology annotation, molecular function: protein N-terminal-serine acetyltransferase activity; histone H2A acetyltransferase activity; histone H4 acetyltransferase activity. Lineage: Eukaryota; Metazoa; Chordata; Testudines; Testudinidae. Gene Ontology annotation, cellular component: nucleus. The record is from RefSeq and is a predicted model, not a curated record. The coding region runs from base 370 to 1020 and encodes 216 amino acids. The transcript is spliced from 9 exons.